GCGGCCCGGCGGAGCGUGCGCAGUGCGGAGCGGUGAGUGGGGGGGUGCGGGGUACGUGAGGGCCGUCCCUGCGGUUCUAUAAAGGAGCGGGACGGAUGGAGGCAGCCUCCUGGCCUCUCGUUUUGUAGAAGUAGCCAAAAAAAAAAAAAAAAAAAAAAGGCCACUCAGAGCGCUGUGGGAGAGCUGGGUCGUGCCCAGAGCCGUCGUGCCCUCACGGCGGCGGAGUUCCGGUGUCCGAGCACACGGGUGCCGCUCGGGGCCGCCGCGGAGGUUUCGUUCCGCGCACGCCGAGCCGCGGGGCCUGGGUUGGAAGUUACACGGGGCUGCUCGUGGAGAGUGCGCCCGUGUGGGGCUCUGUGCACGCACUGCUCGAGCGCUGCCCCAGGGCGUUUAGCUUCGGCGGCUCGUACUGCGUGUGAGGAGCGGUCACGGCUGGGCCUGCGCCGAGUUACAGCUGGGCUGGUACCUGGAAGCAGACAGUCACUUUAAUCACCCAGCUGUGAUUAAGCUGAGUGUGAGGAGCGGGCGGAGCGCUGUCAUCUGCCCCAGCACUGCUGCGGCCCUGCUGCUCGCCGUGAGGCCAUCUCUGCUCUAGGGGUAGUGCCAGCAAGGGAUGGGCUUCAUGCUUUCUCCAGCCUUACCACGGCCAAGCUGGCUCACACGGGUAUUUGUGAGCUGCCUGCAAGGCGUGGCUGUGGUGGAAGCAUCCCAAAUAUUGUCCCGGAGACCUCUGCCAAGCACUCCACUGUAGGAGUGCAGCUGAUGGAGGCCAUGAAUGAAAAGGAUGAAUAGAAUCAAACCUGGACAGAGCUCUGAGUGCCACUCUGUGACAUUUCCUCCCCUUGCAACAAGGAAUCAUUGAUAGCUACCCCUGGAGUGUAUGUGUGGGUGGGUGACAAUGUCUCACUGGGCUGGUCACCUCUGUACCGUUGCCAAAGUCAGCCUGCUGCUCCUACUGGUUUCUGCAGUGUUUUUCCAGUCAAGCCUAAGCGAGAGAGUUCCCGAAUUUGCCCUUACAAAAAUAGAAGAGAGCGACAUAAAAGAUGGCAGCGGGAAAGAGCCAAUAGCAGGUGAUGAUGCUGAUCCCGAGGACCUGGAAGUGUUUUACCCGACACAUCAGUGGCAAGCUGUCCGUCCAGGUCAAGCUGUUCCUGCAGGGUCACACGUUCGGUUAAAUCUGCAGACAGGAGAGAGAGAAGCCCGGCUUCCAGACAGUGAAAGUGGGAAAAGUGACACAAAAGAAGAGAAAAGAAGAAAAAGGCUGAACAAGAUGGAUAUUGACACAAAUUCAUUCACAUCCCAGGAGCUCAAAAAGGCAUUGGCUAAAAUGAAGGAAAGUGAGAAGGCAGAAAGAAUGGCCCACGAGGAAGAAGUAAGGAAGAAAUUCCGUCCCAUAGAGCAACUGAAAGAAGAGUUUGAAAAGCUGAACGUGAAGAUGGAGACGGAUUAUGAAAUCAUGGAUAAAUUGAUCAGCAAAUUUAACAGCUCCGCUUCCACGCUGGAUGAAAAAGUAGCAGCGCUUUAUGAUCUUGAAUAUUAUGUUCACCAGGUGGACAACGCGAGGGAUUUCCUCUCCAUGGGUGGACUGCGGCUGGUGAUCGAGGGCCUGAACAGCACAGAGGCUGUCCUGAAGGAGCACGCUGCCUUUGUGCUGGGAGCCGCGCUCUCCAGCAACCCCAAAGUCCAGAUAGAAGCGAUCGAAGGAGGAGCGCUGCAGAAGCUGCUGGUCAUUGUGGCUACGGAGCAACCGCAGGCUGUCAAGAAGAAGGCACUCUUCGCUCUCUCCUCGCUGCUGAGGCACUUCCCCUACGCCCAGCAGCAGUUCCUCAAGCUGGGCGGCCUCCAGGUGCUGCGUGGGCUCUUCAGGCAGCCGGGGACCUCAGCGCUGUGUGUCCGUGCUGUGACGCUGCUCUACGACCUCUUCGUGGAGAAGAUGCUGCUGGAGGACUCUCAGCACGGCGACCACGCGGAGGAGAAGGUGCAGCAGUACCGGCGGGUGCAGCUGGUGCCGGCCGUGCUGGAACAGGACUGGUGCGUGGCAGUGCCGGGGCUGCUGGCUUUGCCCGAGCACGACGCACGUGAGAAAGUACUGAAGGCAGUGGCUGUGCUGAUGGAGUUCUGCAGGGAGCGCUUCCGUGGGGACGCAGCCCUGGGUGCCACGCUGGGGCUGCUGCGCAGUGAGUACGAGGAGCUGGCGGCCGCUGAGCGCAGGGACGGCGAUGGGGACGGGUACUUCCAGGAGCUGCUGGGCUCUGUGAACAGCAUCCUGCGGGAGCUGGGCUGAGGCCGGAGCUCGGACGGGUCGGGACAGCGGUGUGAUGUGUGGUGGGCACCUGUGCUGUGUAAGCGCGCUUUGAAUAAACGGCUGAGCUAAGGGAGCCCUCCCA
Molecule: messenger RNA, 2387 nt
Organism: Gallus gallus (chicken)
Lineage: Eukaryota; Metazoa; Chordata; Aves; Galliformes; Phasianidae
Gene: SIL1
Product: SIL1 nucleotide exchange factor
Exons: 11
Coding region: 881-2284 (467 amino acids)
Source: RefSeq, a predicted model, not a curated record